Solanum verrucosum is the source of this 1141-nucleotide messenger RNA. RefSeq names its product putative F-box protein PP2-B12. Bases 1 to 849 code for a protein of 282 amino acids. Lineage: Eukaryota; Viridiplantae; Streptophyta; Magnoliopsida; Solanales; Solanaceae. The record is from RefSeq and is a predicted model, not a curated record. The transcript is spliced from 3 exons.
AUGGCUUCUAAUACUAUUUCAAUUCUCAUUCUUAUUGUGUUAUCUCAAUUCUCAUUUUCUUUUGGUGAUGGCCCCACACCAGUUGUUCACCUCAUUAACAACUUGCCACCUGGUCAUACACCAACUAUGCAAGUUACUUGUAAAUUACAACAUUGGCUCCCUUUGCUUAGUGUAACUUUGGUAUUAGGUCAAGAAUUUCCAUUUGAUGCUGGUAUUAUCAAUGAUAUUUAUGUAUGUUAUGCUGAUUGGGGUUUAUUUUAUGCUUGGUUUAAUGCAUAUGAUCCACUUAAGGAUGACAAAGGCCAACCUAUUGUCUAUUUCUCUUUUAGAGAUCGCGUGUGUUUUAAUCAUCAGAGUGCGUGGUUAGGUGCAAGGGAGCUUUCAAUUGAAUGGGCUGACAAUCCUCAGCAUUGGACUUGGAAUUACAUUCACAACUCUAGUGUGGAAGUAGCUGAACUUCUGAAUGUUUGUUGGCUCGACAUUCGAGGAAAGAUAGACACAAGUAGACUUGCUCGAAAGACUAGUUAUUCGGCAUAUUUGGUGUUCAGGCUAACAGCUAAUCAUCGCGAGCUUGAAAAGGGUAUUGCAUCAGUGAGAUUCGUGAAGGAUAAAGCCGAGGGGACGGAUGAAGAGGGCUACACGGUUUUCAUCUCAAAGGCGAAGGGACAUGAAGGAGAACGUGGCAUAUUCGCGUAUCCGCGAAGCGAUGCAUGGUUGGAAACAAAGCUAGGGGAAUUUUUCAACAAUUUUGGAGAAGAUGGUGAAGUUGAAAUGAGGUUGAUGGAGAACAAAAAUCCUAAUUGGAAAUCUGGGAUUAUUGUUAAGGGCAUUGAUAUUCGUCCAAAUUAAAUUUGAGAUCCAUUUAGUACUAUUGUUAUUUGGGCAUAGUCAUGUCUUGUCUCUAUGUUUUAUUAAGUAUUUCAAUGUUAUGAUGCUCGAUUCCUGUGGAAUCGUAGUAGUCUAGUUGAUUGGCAGUAACUUUCAUUUUGGUGAAAGUUUGAUCUCCUAGUAGUUGUGUUUGGUUUGUUUGUCUUUUGUGUCUUCUUUUGAGUCUCACUAUUGUCAUGUAAGAGUGAGCUUGAAGUCUUUUGUGUUUUUUAUAUAAUUUCGAAAUAAAAAAUAAGAGAUUUUAUGGUUUCUA